Molecule: messenger RNA, 2895 nt
Organism: Cephus cinctus (wheat stem sawfly)
Lineage: Eukaryota; Metazoa; Arthropoda; Insecta; Hymenoptera; Cephidae
Gene: Ttc30
Product: tetratricopeptide repeat protein 30A
Exons: 9
Coding region: 803-2776 (657 amino acids)
Biological process (GO): intraciliary transport
Cellular component (GO): axonemal microtubule; intraciliary transport particle B
Molecular function (GO): protein binding; intraciliary transport particle B binding
Source: RefSeq, a predicted model, not a curated record
GAAUUCGUUGGAAAUUCGUGAAUGGCACUGCAUGGCCAGCCACUUGUAAUAUUGCUUCCUAGCCCGUAUGGCAUAUUUACCACUUUAUUUCUCGCAAAUACCUUGGUACAGAUGGCGCUAUAGUAUGGACGACAAGAUAAGCCACACGCUUGUCAUACGGCGAUAGACAUCAAAUAUUUAUUUGCAAAUUUCAUUCUUGCUAUUGAAAUUAUUCAUUGUGGCGAUAUGAUUUCUUACGAUUAUUUGUUAUACUUUAAUAGGACAUUCAAAUUGCCAUCACACCUUGAAAUUUAUUUUUAAAUGAAUUGAAUCUUCCCAUAAUUCGCUAUUUGUACGUAUUCUCUUAAUAGAUCGAAAUGAUGUAUGUUUAUUUUGAAUUGUAAAUGAGGUUUAACGUACGUCUGGCUGCACAUUUUUUUCAUAUCUUUGAUUUGGCAAACGCAAAUAGAAGUUUACGUGCGCCUCGCCGGUAACACAUGAAUGGAUUAAAAACGAUUUAUAUAAUUAUUAAGCUCAAAUGCAUAUCUUAUUUGACAAUACCAAAGUGUGGAACGUCAGUAAACCUAAUUGGAAUAUGUGAACUAAAUAGUACUGUGAAAUAUUAUUGUCAAUAUUAUUUUCAUUCAAAAAUAUGGAAGCAUGUAUAUGAAGUUGUUGUCAUGACGAUGGUAUAUGAGUCCUGUCAAAACACUGGAUUGCACGUGUUAAAUGUCAAGUAUUGUUAUUUAGCGGUGAAGACAGUAAAUUGUGCAAUUAAAUUUAGAAAAACAUUGUUAUAUCUACUUAUCAAGAAUCAAGUAGGAUGAGCAAUUUUAUCCAGAACGUGCAAAUAAAAGAUGGCGAAUAUACUAAAACAAUUUAUGGCAUGAUAAAGGAGCAAAGAUACAUGGAAACUAUUCAUGUUUUGACAAACUUACUUGAAGGUCAUCCUGAUUCAAGACCAUGUCUUGCUCUUCUGGCCCACUGCUAUUUCUACACUCAAGAUUUUGUCGCAGCUGCAGGUGCUUAUGAGAAACUUGUACAACUUUACCCAGAAGAAAAUUUAUAUAAGCUUUACUAUGCACAAUCAUUACAUCAAGCAUGCAUGUAUCAGGAAGCAUGGACAGUUUGCUCUAGUAUUAUUGACCAACAUAAUUUGGAAAUUAAAGUAAGGAAGCUUCAGGCUGCUAUAAAAUAUGGUCAAGAAGAUAUUGUGGCUGCAAAAAGUCUAGUCGACCAAUGUCCUCCUGAGGAUGUUGAUACUGAUGUUAACUUAGGAUGUCUAUUAUACAAGGAAGAACAAUACGAACAAGCACUCAAGAAAUUUUCUACAGCAUUACAAAUUGUUGGCUUCAGACCACAUUUGUCUUAUAAUGUUGCUCUCUGCUAUUUUAAACUCAAAGAAUAUGCACUGUCUCUAAAACAUAUUGCGGAUAUUAUUGAGCAGGGAAUAAGAGAACAUCCUGAACUAAGUGUUGGUAUGACUACAGAAGGAAUUGAAGUGAGAAGUGUUGGCAAUACUUUGACAUUACACGAGACUGCGUUGACGGAGGCAUUUAAUUUAAAAGCAGCCAUAGAGUACCAAUUAAAAAAUUAUGAAGCCGCUAGAGAAGCACUGACCGAUAUGCCACCACGUUCCGAGGAGGAACUAGAUGCUGUUACCUUGCAUAAUCAAGCUCUGAUAAACAUGGAUACAACGCCAAGUGAAGGAUUUGAGAAAUUUCAAUUUCUUUUGCAACAGAAUCCGUUUCCACCGGAGACAUUUGCAAAUUUGUUACUUUUAUAUUGCAAGUAUCAAUAUUACGAUUUGGCUGCAGACGUUCUCGCUGAGAAUGUGCAUUUGACGUAUAAAUAUUUGACGCCGUAUUUAUAUGAUUUUCUGGACGCUUUGAUAACACAGCAAACUUCUCCAGAGGAAGCAUAUCGAAAAUUUGAUGAUCUUGCAAAUAAACAUACUGAGACUUUACGCAAAGCAACAAAGCAAGUCCAGGAAGCUCGAUUAAACCAUGAUAAUCAUGCUGUAAAACGAGCAGUAAAUGAUUAUGAAGAAGCUUUGGAAAGGUACGUUCCUAUUUUAAUGGCCCAGGCAAAAAUAUACUGGGAAUUAGGAAAUUAUGUACAAGUUGAAAAGAUUUUCCAUAAGAGUGUAGAAUUUUGUAACGAACAUGAUGUUUGGAAGCUUAAUGUAGCACAUACCUUAUUCAUGCAAGAGAAUAAGUUUAAAGAAGCUACAGGAUUCUAUGAACCAAUAGUGAAAAAGAAGUAUGAUAAUAUACUGGAUGUAAGUGCAAUUGUAUUAGCAAAUUUGUGUGUUAGUUAUAUUAUGACAUCCCAAAAUGCUGAAGCCGAAGAACUAAUGAAAAAGAUAGAAAAAGAAGAAGAAACUAUAUCAUUUGAAGAGCAGGAUAAAAAGCUUUUCCAUUUGUGCAUCGUGAAUCUAGUCAUAGGAACUCUCUAUUGUUCAAAAGGCAACUAUGAGUUUGGAAUAUCACGAGUAAUGAAGAGUUUGGAGCCAUACAAUAAGAAAUUAGGCACUGAUACAUGGUUUUAUGCAAAAAGAUGUUUCCUAUCUCUUCUUGAGCAAUUGGCUAAACAGUUAGUGGUACUUAAGGACUCUACCCUACAGGAAUGCGUACAAUUUUUAGAGCACUGUGAAGUUUAUGGAAGGGACGUUCAGACUGUUGUAGAACAACCCUUUGAUAUUCAAGAAGUUCCCACAAUACCUCAAGGUAAACAGACAGUAACAUACGAAGCAAGAUAUUUAAAAGCGUUAUUUCUGAAAUUACAAAUGUCAUAAAUCAAGAAUGCAUUGGGACUGUUAACCAUACUCUUGUUCCCAGAGUAUGUAAAAGUAUCAGUGAAAAAUGUAUAUCAUAAUUUAAGUCAUUUUUCAAAUAAAUUCAUUUUUGAACAGUU